This is a messenger RNA of Aspergillus heteromorphus CBS 117.55, 768 nucleotides long. RefSeq lists its product as uncharacterized. NCBI's taxonomy places the organism in Eukaryota, Fungi, Ascomycota, Eurotiomycetes, Eurotiales, Aspergillaceae. The record is from RefSeq and is a predicted model, not a curated record. Bases 168 to 626 code for a protein of 152 amino acids. The transcript has 2 exons.
AAGUAGAAGAAGUGAAGAGGGGAGGGUGGUUGGAGGAUAUAUGUACAGCAGGAAGAACCAAACUGUCUCGGGUGAUGUGACGGAGUAGGGAAGGGUUGAAGGAGGGGAAGAAGAGGAAAGGAGAAGAGAAGAACAAGCGAGAGCGCAAAGGGAGAAAGCGUUCGAAGAUGUCAGAGCAGGAUUCGUGCAAAUGGACGGCUUACGGAGCGCCCUUCCGUCAUGGUGGGACGGAGGGCGGGGCAGCACCUGAGGAGCAGAGUCCUCCGGUGAGCAGCGCCCGGUCUGGUACGGCGCAGCGGCAUGUCUUGUCUUGUCUUCUGGCGAUAUCCUCAGGCAUGGAAGCCCGCGGAUACGGUUGGCCCUGGUGUAAUAUUACACCGGCCAGUUUCUCCGGCCUGAGGUCCUUCUUCAGUCCACCGGGUCAUCAUCGCAUUUACCGAGCUAAUCCAUCAUCCCAUGCCCGGUACGGGCGGUUCCUCACCUGCGCCUUCAUCGCCGACGGCGCCUAUCACGGUUCCCUCUCCUACGGCAUCGGACUCCCUAGCACCAAGCCAACAACAUCUUUUGCAGUUCGCAUGGUCAAAGUAGAAUCGAAUCGGAAUUCAAUGGACCCCACGGGUCAAUAGCCAUAAGCCGGAGAAACCAACCACCUUUCCCGGGGUUUCUUGGUAUCCCGCAUCUUCGCACGGCGACGUCGCGAUGGGAUGGGCCAUCACCAUGACUACGGAGCACACUACGGAGUAGAUACAGGGUAGAUCCUCUAGUUCG